GGUAUGAAAUGGCUUUGAAUUAAAUUGCAUCUUUCAUGCUGGAUAUCAGAACUCUUGUUUUUCAUUGCUUGCUGUAACGCCGUUCCGAAGCACCAUGGAUAACAUCUAUUCCCUGACUGCUCACUACGAUGAGUUCCAGGAAGUGAAAUAUGUCAGCAAGUACACUAGCGGCAGCACCCUAAGCAACGGGCCGAACCUGCAUCUGGCCGGUAGGAAGCAGCCCGGGAGUGCCCUGCCACGCUGGAGCAAGCGGGAGAUCUGCCUCAUGUCAGCCCUGGUCUUCACCGCCGGGCUGUGCGUCAUCCUGGGCACCAUGCUGGUGCUCAAGUACCUGUCCCUGGAGCCAGAGAGCCACUGCCUGGAGGACUGCCAGAAGAAGAAGGCCUUCCUCAGGGCCUCUCGCGUCAUCUCGGGAAACAUCGACCCCACCAUCGACCCCUGUGCGGACUUCUACUCCUUUGCCUGCGGGGGCUGGCUGCGGCGCCAUGGCAUCCCUGAAGACAAGCUGAGCUAUGGGAUCAUCAGCGCCAUCGGGGAGCAGAACGAGGAGAAGCUGCAGAACCUCCUGCUGCGGCCGGUGCGACUCAAGGACAGGGACUCGGCCGAGAGGAAGGUCAAGGAGUUCUACCGCUCCUGCGUAGACAUGCGGGAGAUCGACCGGCUUGGGGCCCAACCCAUGAUGGACGUGAUUGAGAGCUGUGGGGGUUGGGACCUGGCAGGGGACUUCGACGAGCUGCUCUACAGGACCCAGGGGGUCUACAGCACAGCCGUGUUCUUCUCUCUGACCGUCAGUGUGGACGAUAAGAACUCCUCCAGGAAUGCCAUCAGGAUUGACCAGGAAGGGCUCACCUUACCAGAAAGAACCCUCUACUUGGGGCAGGAUGAAGACAGUAUCAAGAUUUUAGCUGCCUACAAGACGUUGAUGGAGAGGCUGGUGAGUCUGUUGGGAGCGGAAAAUGCCACGCAAAAAUCUGAGGAGAUCCUGCUGCUGGAGACGCGACUGGCCAAUAUAACUAUUUCAGAGUUUGAUGAACAAAGAAGAGAUAUCAGCACCAUGUACAACAGAAUUACCCUGAGGCAAUUACAGAGGAUAGCGCCAAGUCUACACUGGAAACGUUUGCUGGACAGGAUAUUCCAUGACAACUUGUCAGAAGACGAGGAGAUCGUCGCACUUGCCACGGAUUACAUGCAGAAAGUGUCCGACAUCAUCAGGACCACCCCAAAAAGGGUCCUGCACAAUUACAUGCUGUGGCGCAUCGUGGCGGCGCUGAGCGAGCACCUGUCCACGCCGUUCCGCAACACCAUCCACGAGUUCUCCCACGAGAUCGAGGGCACGGAGCAGCAGCUGGAGCUGGGCCGCAUGUGUCUGAACCAGGCCAACAAGCACUUCGGCAUGGCCCUGGGGGCCCUCUUCGUGGAGGAGUACUUCUCCUCUGCCAGCAAGGCCAAGGUGCAGCAGCUGGUGGAGCAUAUCAAACACUCGCUGGACCGACGGCUGCAGGAGCUCGACUGGAUGGAUGAGGUGACUAAAGAGGCAGCCAGGGCCAAGCUGCGCCUUAUGAUGGUGAUGAUUGGUUACCCAGACUACCUGCUGAAGCCAGAAGCCAUCAAUGCAGAAUACAGGUUUGAAGUGAGUGAGAAAACUUACUUCAAGAACGUGCUGAACAGCAUCAAGUUCAACAUCAAGCUCUCUGUGAAGAAGAUACACCAGGAGGUGGACAAAACAGCAUGGCUUCUGCCCCCCCAGGCCCUUAACGCAUACUACCUGCCUAAUAAGAAUCAAAUGGUUUUCCCAGCUGGAAUACUGCAGCCCACCCUUUACGACCCAGAAUUUCCUCAGUCGUUAAACUACGGUGGGAUCGGUGCUAUCAUUGGCCACGAGCUGACGCACGGCUAUGAUGACUGGGGCGGACAGUAUGAUCGCUAUGGCAACCUGAAGCAGUGGUGGACGGACGAGUCCUACUAUAAAUUCCAGAAGGCGGCUCAAUGCAUUGUGCAGCUGUAUGACAACUUCACUGUCUAUAACCAAAGGGUCAAUGGCAAACUCACUCUCGGGGAGAACAUUGCAGAUAUGGGAGGCCUCAAACUAUCCUAUUAUGCCUAUCAGAAGUGGAUCAGAGAGCACGGCCCAGAGCAGCCUCUCCCAGGCCUCAGAUACACUCAUGAGCAGCUGCUGUUCAUCGCGUUUGCCCAGAAUUGGUGCAUGAAGAGGCGAUCGCAGUCCACGUACCUGCAGCUCCUGACAGACAAGCAUGCCCCGGAGCAUUACAGGGUGAUCGGCAGCGUCUCCCAGUUCGACGAGUUUGGCAGAGUGUUCCAUUGUCCCAGGGCAUCUCCGAUGCACCCCAUCCACAAGUGUUCAGUGUGGUGACCGAACUCAGAGUCAGAACCCUGCUCCGACUCUGUGCCCUAUUUAUUAAUUUUCUAUUUGCUCAUUUUUGUUUCUUGCUUCCCUUUUGGAUGUUAUUUUUAUAUAUUGUAUACUGUAUGUUUAUUACCAACCCAUGCAUCAUAAUAACUGUUUUUUUGUACGUCGUAACAAAGCAAUUUCUGCACACUGCUUUGUAGCCAUUGAGCUUUUGCCGAUGGAUAUAAAACAUCCAGGAAUUUAAAUGAGAACAAAGCAACGUAUAUCAAGUUAGAGGAAAGGCAGGAUAAAGUUACACUUAAAAUCGCAAACUUCUGGAGUGAGUUUGGGGGGGAGGACUGAAUAUUUGCUUCUAACGCAAGAGGUGUUUUAGCAGAGUUUCUACAUCACCAGAAAGACUUUUCCUUUUAGUACUUCCAUUAACAUGUAUUUUUACAAAGCAGACUUGCUAAAAAAAAUGAAUUAAACACUCCUCCAACGUGAGAAAAGCCAUCCACCCACUCAGAUACAUUCGACGGUAUUUGCGUUCCCUAUAUUAUCACGCAUUCUCCUGCAGUCGUUAUAAUUACUACUGCAAUUUGUUGUAUUAUGUACAGUUACAUUACACAGUGUAAAGCUGACACAAUGAUAGAGAGCAAGGAUGUCUAGCCAGGAACCCCUUGAAACAAGACCAGAGACCUCGUCCCGGGUGCAACCUGGGUAAAUGAAACCCCAAUAAUAAUGAACUGAACUGAACAGCUCCCGCCACUAAAACAGUUGUGAAAGGAGAAAAUGUGAAACGUGCACCGCAUUGACUACAAGGCAAGCAGACACGAUGGGCUAAACUCUCAGGGGUUGCAAGAAGCUUGUCUGUAGUGCAUUACAGAAAGGAGAGGCUGCAGAGCAGGGGUUUGAUAGAACGGGACUUUGAGAGGGCAUUGCUGCAAAGAAAUCAACACGUUUAACAGGGAACACUGGCACGCGAAGUUUCAAUACUGAAUGGAAUUUGUAAAACAAAAUGAGAUGUUAUUAUCGGUGUUCAGUGUCCUGAACCACCCGCUGUGGAACAACGUAACUACAUACUGUUAUUAAUUAUUGUGCUUUUUGACUCUUCGCAUUAUGUGCUCAUUUUAUUAAUCACUUUUCAACCUGAAAUGUCUACAAAGUAAAAAUAUAAAUAAAAAAUCCAAAUGUAUUCAUUCA
Molecule: messenger RNA, 3550 nt
Organism: Polyodon spathula (Mississippi paddlefish)
Lineage: Eukaryota; Metazoa; Chordata; Actinopteri; Acipenseriformes; Polyodontidae
Product: endothelin-converting enzyme-like 1
Exons: 17
Coding region: 95-2371 (758 amino acids)
Biological process (GO): protein processing
Cellular component (GO): plasma membrane
Molecular function (GO): metalloendopeptidase activity
Source: RefSeq, a predicted model, not a curated record